Molecule: messenger RNA, 5582 nt
Organism: Culex quinquefasciatus (southern house mosquito)
Lineage: Eukaryota; Metazoa; Arthropoda; Insecta; Diptera; Culicidae
Gene: Npc1a
Product: NPC intracellular cholesterol transporter 1
Exons: 10
Coding region: 471-5111 (1546 amino acids)
Cellular component (GO): membrane
Molecular function (GO): lipid carrier activity
Source: RefSeq, a predicted model, not a curated record
AUUUCUGAGUUCGUGCCGAGUGGAUGCAAAAGUCCGAAGCGUCCUCGUCGCGAAGGAGAGUGUUGCGUUUCGUUUAUUUUUUCCUGCCCCGUGUCGUCCACACAACUCCGUGAGUGUGAGUGAGAGAGAAAUAUAGUGGUGUGUGGUGAAGCGAAAAAAGGGAAGUGUGUUCGAGGGGCUCACCUUGCUGCUGUAAAAAGCAAGGAAAAGAAAGAUUCUAGCCUUUUCGAGUUUGAGAAUUGUGCAGGUUUUGUGGGGGAUUGUCGGGAAUUCAAGUUUGAAGAAACAAAAAGUUUGGGAUAAAACGGAAAAAUCUGUGCAGAAAUUUGCGUGAAAACGGAGGAAAAGAGAGAGAGAGAGGGGAACCAUUUGAUUGGGUGUUCCGUUCUUUUCCGCUGAGUGCCCCGUGGUGAAAUUUUGAAAAUUUGUGCAAAGUGGAGAUCUAGCCGGAAGAGAACCCCGCCAGGAAAAUGGCCAGCUGUAGGAGGGCACUAGCUUUCACUUCGGUGCUGGUCCUGACCAUCCUGAAAUUGUCCCUCGCACAAACCACAAUCGCCGAUGAUACGGGAGGAGGAACAUCCCCGGCACGGACCGGGGACGGCACGUGCGUCUGGUACGGCGUGUGCAACGUCGCCGGCUCGCCCAGCCUGCAAACCAGCCAGUAUUGUCCGUACAACGGAACCGCCCGACCGGUGGACGACCGGACGCGGGACCUGCUCCAGGUGUGGUGCAAACAUCUGCUGGUGGACGACGCCGUCACGUGCUGUGACGCACAACAGGUCGACGUCCUGAACCAGAACGUCAAGCUGGCGGCCAACUUCCUGGCCCGCUGUCCGUCCUGCAUGGCCAACCUGGUGCGGCACAUGUGCGACUUUACCUGCAGCCCGCAGCAGUCCAAGUUCAUGGAGAUCAAGGCGACCGAGAUGAACACGGACACCAAAAAAGAAUACAUCACCAACAUAGACCUGCACAUCACGGGCCAGUACAUGAACGGAACGUACGACUCGUGCAGUGCGGUGUCGAGUCCGUCGACGGGAAGGCGCGCGCUCGAUCUGAUGUGUGGCUCGUGGGGUGCGUCCAAGUGCAGCGCCCGGAAGUGGUUCACGUACAUGGGCACGACCGAGGGCAACCCGUACGUCCCGUUCCAGAUUAAUUACAUCGAGCAUGACGAACCGACGGUGCCGGCGGCGGAGGAGCAGGAGCUCGUCCCGCUGAACCCACGGGUUGUUCCGUGCAGCGAAAAGCUGGACGCCAAAACGCCGGCCUGUUCGUGUGUGGACUGUGAGCUGUCGUGUCCGCGGCCACCGCCCCCGUCGCCGCCGCCCCAGCCCUUUGUGAUCUACGGGUACGACGGGUACGCCGUCGUCAUGUUCGUGGUGUUCCUCGUGUGCAGUGGGUUGUUCGUGAUUGGUGCGUGCCUGUGCCAGUCCGGCGGAAAUGGUGCCGAACUACUGGUGGAUGGCGACACUUUGCACGCGGACCUGCGCUCGGCCGUGGGCCGCCGGUUGGCCGGUGGGCUGUCUAAUAACAACAGUGGCGAUUUGGGUGGUACCGAUCGGGAAGAUUCGCCCCUGCAAUCGAAAAGAUCGAGCGCCACCUGGGACGGCGAGCAGGAACUCCGACCGCACCCUUCGGCAAUCCACGGCGAUGACGACGCCGAAUCCGGCUACUUUGAGCGUCUCGGAGCCAAAACGGAAACCGCCCUCGAAAAGUUCUUCACCACGUGGGGAACGACCUGCGCGAGCCAUCCCUGGAUCGUCCUCCUGCUCGGUAUGAUCUUCAUCGUGACGAUGGGCUUCGGCAUCACUUUCCUGCACGUCACGACGAAUCCGGUUGAGCUGUGGGCUUCGCCCAACUCGCGAUCCCGCAUCGAGCGGGAGUACUUUGACGCGCACUUUGAGCCGUUCUACCGGAUCGAGCAGAUGAUCAUCCGGGCGGAGAACUUGUCGAACGUGGUCCACAACACCUCGAACGGGGUGAUCGAGUUUGGGCCGGUGUUCAACAAGCAGUUUUUGCUGGACGUGUUUGAGCUGCAGGAGGCGAUCAAGGCCAUUGAGGUUAAGAUUGGGGGGAACAGGACGGUUGGGUUGAAGGACAUUUGCUACGCGCCGUUGAGUACGGACGAGGCGACGGUUGAGCCGGAGAAUUGCGUGGUGCAAUCGCUGUGGGGAUAUUUCCAGGACGAUAUUGAUAACUUUGACUCGGAGGACGACGAUCCGCUGGGAUUCCAGACGAACUAUUUGGACAACUUGGUCAAGUGCUUUGGAAAUCCUUUUAAUCCUGACUGUCUGGCGCCGUACGGUGGGCCGAUCGAGCCUGCGAUUGCGCUGGGUGGAAUUCCGGUGACGAAGUCGGCGCUAGACAAGCCCAAGUACGAGCAAGCUACGGCUGUGAUAUUGACAUUCCUGGUGAAGAACUACCACGACAAGAGUAAGCUCGAGGGAGCUCUCCGCUGGGAGGAGAGCUACGUUGCGUUCAUGAAGAACUGGACCAAGGCGAACAUGAGUAUCGCGUUCACGUCGGAGCGAUCGAUCGAGGACGAAUUGCAGCGGGAAUCGCAGUCGGAGGUUUCGACGAUCCUCGUUUCGUACAUCAUCAUGUUUGCGUACAUUGCGAUCUCGCUGGGCCACGUCAACCAGUGGAGCCGAGCGUUGAUCGAUUCCAAGAUCACUUUGGGCUUGGGCGGUGUCGUGAUCGUGCUGGCUUCCGUGGUGGCUUCGGUCGGAAUAUUCGGGUACAUUGGAAUCCCGGCGACGUUGAUCAUCGUUGAGGUUAUUCCGUUCCUUGUGCUCGCCGUCGGAGUUGACAACAUCUUCAUUCUGGUACAAACGCACCAGAGGGACACUAAGAAGCCAACGGAGACGCACGCGGAACACAUCGGACGCAUUCUCGGUCGCGUUGGACCAUCGAUCCUGCUGACGGCGGUCAGCGAAAGCUGUUGCUUCUUCCUGGGCGGUCUUUCCGACAUGCCUGCCGUACGUGCCUUUGCUCUGUACGCCGGAAUGGCUCUGCUGAUUGACUUUUUCCUGCAAAUCACCUGCUUCGUAAGUUUACUAGCGCUGGACACGGCUCGCCAGGCGGACAACCGGCUCGAUGUCCUGUUCUUCCUGCGAGGAUCGAAAAAAGACAUGCCCACCGGAGCCAACAAGGAAGGACUGCUGUACAAGUUCUUCAAGAGCAUCUACGUGCCUUUCAUCAUGCAGAAGCCGGUUCGCGUCGGCGUGAUGGUCAUCUUCUUCGGCUGGCUGUGCUGCAGCAUUUCCGUCGCGCCCCACAUCGACAUUGGCCUGGAUCAGGAACUCUCGAUGCCCGAGGACAGCUUCGUUCUGAAGUACUUCCGCUACCUCGGCCAAUAUCUCAGCAUCGGCCCACCGAUGUACUUUGUCGUGAAGAAUGGCCUCAACUACUCGCACGCGUACGAUCAGAAUCUAAUCUGCGGAGGUCAAAACUGCAACCUGGACAGUCUGUCAACCCAAAUCUACAUCGCAAGUCGACGACCGGAGGAAACGUACAUCGCACGCCCCGCCUCCUCCUGGCUGGAUGACUACAUUGACUGGUCAGGAGCGCCAACCUGCUGCAAGAAGCGCACCGACGGCAGCUUCUGUCCCCACACGACAGCCUCGUGCAAGUCCUGCCAGAUGAACCUAACCGAUCUCAACCGACCCAACCAAACCGACUUCCGGCGCUACGUUUCGUUCUUCCUGCAGGACAACCCGGACGAUCAGUGCGCCAAGGCCGGUCACGCCGCGUACGCCACCGGCGUCAACAUCCUGCAAGACAAAUCCAACGCUAUCUUCAGCGACGUGCAAGCCUCCUACUUCAUGGGCUACCACACGAUUCUCAAGACCUCAUCCGACUACUACGAAGCGCUCCGUUCCGCCCGAAAAAUCAGCACCAACAUCACCAGCACGAUCCACGCCAAACUCCGGCUGGACGGCCGUCCCGAAGCGGAAAUCCAACAGAUCGAGGUGUUCCCGUACUCCGUAUUCUACGUGUUCUACGAGCAGUACCUCACCAUGUGGCCGGACACGCUCAAGAGCAUGGGCAUCUCCGUGCUCUCCAUCUUCGUCGUAACGUUCCUCCUGAUGGGCUUCGACAUCCACUCGUCGCUCGUCGUCGUCAUCACCAUCACCAUGAUCGUCAUCAACAUCGGUGGCCUCAUGUACCACUGGAGCAUCUCGCUGAACGCGGUCUCCCUCGUAAAUCUCGUGAUGGCCGUCGGCAUCAGCGUCGAGUUCUGCUCGCAUCUCGUGCACAGCUUCUCCGUGUCGUUGGAGGAAACGCGCGAAAAGCGAGCCGCGGACGCCCUCACCAAGAUGGGCAGCUCCGUCUUCUCCGGCAUCACGCUCACCAAGUUUGGAGGCAUCCUCGUGCUGGGCUUCGCCCACAGCCAGAUCUUCCAGGUGUUUUACUUUAGGAUGUACCUCGGCAUCGUGCUGUUCGGUGCCGCGCACGGUCUCGUGUUCCUGCCGGUGCUGCUCAGCUAUAUCGGUGCCCCCAUCAACAAGGUGAAGCUGGCCAACUACCGGCGGCAGGUGAUGCAGGACACCCAGGAGACGUCACUGUCAACCCGCUGGGAUGAAAGAAUCUUUGUGUUUGAUCACGUUGAAGCCGAUAUCCAUGGCGUGAUGCAUCGCAGAAGACGUUCCAGCGACGACGUCACCUCCCCCAACACCUACCAUGAGAUUGAGAACGAUGAUGAUGACGAAGAUGCGAACGACGACCACGGCGACGCGGACGGCGCUGGCCAAAACUUCCAGCCGCAACCGGGGAGCAGCCACCACAACCACAACGACCACGACCACAACCAGUACCGACAACUGCAGCACCAGCACGAGCUGCAGCGGCCAGAACAGUCCCAUCAACAGCAAAACACGCGAGCCUUCGUCCAUUCGGAAGCGCAUCCAGAACCAGCUGCCGAGGAGUCUCUUUUGCGGCACGGGCGGCAGCGGCAGCCAGGGCAGCAGCGGUCAGGGCAAUCUGAACCUGGCGACGUCGCCGGACGGAACGCAGCCCAGUCCGGCCGAGCUGUAGAAUCUACUAGGAGAGGCGGCGGCCACCAGGUGAUGCUCGACGACAAAUCAGUAGCGGAAGGGGGCGACAGUGAGUGAGUGAGACUGUGUGGUGUUCUCCUGGACGUGAGUGGCUGGUUCUUUGCGGACGGGACGGGACUUUGGACGCCUUCCGGGAAGUUUAGAGAAGAUAAAAAAAUAUAUAUAUUUUUGAACGUGGCAAGUCGUGUAGAACUAGGUAAGAGUCAGUCUGUUUUUGUUGUUCUUUAUUUUGUACCAAAAAUAGUAGCAAACCAUAAUCGUAAAAAAUGGGAGAAAGGGAGGAAACGGAAAUCAAUCUUAUGAGAAAACAUUUUCAAACACAAAAACACAGCGAAGAAAAAGAAGAGGAGAAAAGAAUGUUGAGUUAGAAAAAUAAUUGAAAGGAAAGGAAACAAAAUAAAAAAAAAUCUUUAGACAAGCUAGAUCAGUUGUUGUUGAGGGCGACCGAGUGGAGGUAAGGAAGCUGUUAUGUUUGAACAAGAAUUGGAAAGCCGUUGGUUAGGAAACGAAAAACAUUAAACAAAAAAA